AUUCCUCACCGCACGAUUUAUCGGAAGAAGAUUUGAACACCAAGCCCGAAGACUUAAAAAUCCCUUCUCUUUCUCUCCAUAUCUCCUCUCACAACGGCACGAAUCCUCAAGUUGAAUUUCUCUCCUAUCAUUCCUUUUUGCGGGGAUUCAAUUUCUGUUUCGCUUCGGUUUUUCAUCUUCUAUUUGUUAAUGUGGAACGAGAAGUUUGGGUGAUUCGAAUUUAUGGUUAAUAAGAGAAAUAGUUCUAUCCUGUGUAUCUUUAAUGUUUUGAAUUCACGAGUAGAAGAUAGUUAGACAUAGAAGAAGACGGCCGGAAGUAACCCCGGGGUUUUAUGGUUUGUUAAUUUAUUUAUGUGUUUUUCUUCUGAAGCGGUCGUUGAGUUCUGCUGCCACUUAUUUAUUGCUUGAGGGCGACUUGUUAGCGUGAUUUCAGACUGAAUUUCGUUUAUACUGCUUUUGUUUGAAGAUUGUGUAUUUUUUGGAAUAGCUCGAUAUCCUGUUGCAGAUGUUCUUAUGACGUUUUCGAAAUAGGUUUCGGAAUCAAGUAUACUAUUCUGAGGUAUCGGUGAUAUUUGAAAAGUCGGUUAAUUGAAUUGAUUUUGGUUUUUUUGUGUUGGUGCGGCGUAUCGAUGGCUCCUCAUGGUGCUGCUCAUACAGAACCUGCGGUUAUGGAGCAGAUAAUUAUGGAAUUUUUUGCCAAAAGCCUUCAUAUUAUACUGGAUUCGCGUUGCCCUUCUGUUUCAUCGAGAAAUUACAGCGGCGAGCAAGUUCCAUCCUCGCCGUCCCCAUCAUCCUCAUCUUCAUCCUCCCCAAGUUUCAGGCCAAGAGAUAGGUAUCUUAAUCCGACCUUUCGGGAGUACUCUGCUGCCUUAGAAGCCAUAGAUUUGUGGAGGCAGAGUAGUCCAGAGCCCAUGAUAGUUGAUAUUGUUUUAGUCCAGAGGCAGCAGACUGAAUUGGGCCCCUUGAAUUUCUCCCCGAAAAAAUUCUUAGCAAGGAAUUCAUCUGGGAAAGAGAGGGGUUAUUACAGCUCAGACAAUGAUGAGUUUGGGUGUGAUCCUAAGAACGAAAAGGUCAUAGAGAGGUGGGUUUUGCAGUAUGAGAGUAGGAAGAAUGCUGCAAGAGCUGGAAGUAAGAGGUCGAGCUGUAUGAGCCCUCAGACACUGUACAAGAAGUCGAUUGUGCUGUUAAGGUCAUUGUAUGCAACAGUUAGGCUUCUGCCUGCUUAUAAUUUGUUUCGUGACCUAAUUUCAUCUGCCCGGAUUCGACUGUACAAUCUUCGCCACCGGAUUUCAUCUUUCGUCGAGCCCUUUACCCAUACAGAAGAGGCAGAGAUGCAGCGAUUUGUUUUUACACCGAUCGACACUUCUUGUGGCAGGCUGUGCCUCUCAGUCAUGUAUUGUUCGUCGGUAAUUGAAGUGAGUUCUGAGCCGUCAACUCCAAUGUCUCCGCAAAUCAUUUCAGAAUAUGUUGGAAGCCCCAUGGCUGAACCUCUUAGAAGAGUUCCAAUGUGUUCGUAUCCAUUUGGUAGAAGGCAUAGUUGGAGUUAUGACCUGUACAUGGCAUCACCACCAUCAGCGAAUCCAUCUCCUUCACCGACACAUUCUGAGCCCCAUGCCUUGUUGUCGAAAAGGCGUAGCUCUCUCCUUCCUCGUUCAGGUUUACCCCGUCCUACACAUGAUGAACCACUGGUGGUUUAUGUGAAAAAUCAAAGAUACGAUGAGCACUGCCCCUCUUCCUCCAUGCUCUCACCAUCUCCCUCACCAUCACCGCCUAUGAAUGUUCCCGGUAAUCAUAAGUCUAAUGUACUGUCACGGUGUGAAAGUGCUCCUGUUAGUAUACCUAUUCCUAGGUUUCCCAGCAUGCCUUCAUUGCCGGAUAAGCAACUCCCACCUUCGGUGAAAGCUGAUCAACUUGCUGUUCAUAAGCAAAUUAGCCCAGCGGUUAACAAGCUGUCAUCUGUCAGACAUGAUGGGCCAGUUUUGGAUGUGAAAUCAGCAGCUAGCUCUCCGGCAAAGGUGUUUUCUAGGACAUCGAGUAGGCUAUCUUUGCACGAUGAUUAUGAUGGUUUCGAUUUUUCUGGUCCAUUUUUCGUGGAUGAUGAUGAAAUCAUGGAUUCAGCUUCCAGACUGGACCAUCCAUUGGGACCCCACAAAAGAUCACAAGACCCAAUGGUUGGUGCUCUUGUUUCUCUACUGAAUAAAGCACCGCCUCUCCGGCCAGAUGCCUCAGUCGCCUCGCCCUAUCUUCAGUCCACUUCCUCCAACAUUUCCACGUCCGGACUUGCUACAUCCAAAACUACAGCUGAUGCGCUCGAGGAGCUCCAAACAUAUAAAGAUAUGAAAGAUGCGCUGCUGAAGCAGGGUAAGGAUCGACAAUCAUAGCAUUUGUUCGCGGCGUAUAACCAAGGGAGUUCUUCAAAGAUUUAGCAGUACAUACACUUUGAGCUUUACAUACUUUUUAAGGGUUGUUUUAUCCAGAUGUUACUUUUUUAGGCAUAUUAAUGUUGAUUUUGAAAUGCCUAUGGAACUUUUGUUUUUAAGUUAAAUGGGAUAUGCAGUAUUUAUAUCAACUGCUGCCUUGUGUAUAAUACAUACAUACUUGCAUACAAUUGUUCACAUUAUUGAGCUUCUAGUGUGACUAUCCAUUUGUGUAUA
Molecule: messenger RNA, 2654 nt
Organism: Andrographis paniculata
Lineage: Eukaryota; Viridiplantae; Streptophyta; Magnoliopsida; Lamiales; Acanthaceae
Product: autophagy-related protein 13b
Exons: 3
Coding region: 630-2381 (583 amino acids)
Biological process (GO): protein localization to phagophore assembly site; piecemeal microautophagy of the nucleus; mitophagy
Cellular component (GO): phagophore assembly site; extrinsic component of membrane; cytosol
Source: RefSeq, a predicted model, not a curated record